CCAGAGGCCCCCAGGAGCAACCAGAGGCCCCCAGGAGCAACCAGAGGCCCCCAGGAGUCCUUAGAAAGCUACAACCAAGCAGCCUGAAAGUGACAUGAUGCUGCAGUUUAAGCACACCUGUUACCAUGGCAACCGCCUGCGGAGGAGAGGACGAGUGAAUUUCAACGCUCUCAAUGUUUUCCUCUGGGAUUUCAACUCCUGGUUUUUCCUAACAGGCCUGAAACGUUUCCCUCUCCUGAAGGUCGUGAGUAACAAACUGACUGGGUUACAUUUGUUUAGGACUGUAUGUUGAUAUAAUUGGACAUUUCUUGUUGUGUCCUGGUUCGGGGAAAAAGGUGGCCAUUAAUAUUUUAUUUGUUCUGCCUCAUGUAAAGAGGUUUAUGUUCUUUAAAUCUUAUUGAAGGGUCUUUUAACUAUAAAAUUACAGUGGUGACUAAAUAAUAGGUUUUCUGUCACUUUAGUUUAAUAAAGUUAAGCUGAAUCAUUUUGCCUAAAAUUCUAAUGUUUCUCUGGGUCAUAUUUGUCAUAAACUGGGUCAUUGGUGCCGCUCACCGAUUAGGGAACCGGACUGAUAUCAAGCCCAAGCACCCUCCAUUUUAGUUUUCUCACAUAGAAUGGAAAAAGGUGCUACAUAAAUAAUGUUACUUUUACAAGGUUCUUUGACUCCGGACCAAAGCUAAAAUGUUUUGAAAUUAUAACAACUUUGAGAUGUUUUUAUGGCUUUGCAGCUGAAUCUGCAAAUAAUUUGGCAUGUAGCGAUGUGUGCUGAGUGUCUUCCAGCUUCGCAGAACGAUCAGUGGCUUCCUCUUAAACUUUUAGCGCUUAUUUUUAGGCCUCUUCAUGUUCUGGCCUCGCCGUGUUUAUGAUGUUUUAACCGUUUGUGUAAAUCAGCGCCUGCUGGAGGAACCGGGUCUAAAAAUAUCACCAGUCGAUCUUCUCUCUGAAACUCCCCUCUGACCUCUGACCUCUGACCUGGGCCUCUUCAGAUCAGGACAUGUUCAACAUGUUCUGACAUUUUUUAUUCUUUUCACUUUUUUCUAUCAUCAUCUGUUGAGUUUUAUCUUAUUUCAUCCAGGCUACACAAAUACAUUUAUUAUUAUAUUGGCAAGCUAGCUAAAUUGCUAGCUGCAUUUUAGCUAGCAAGUAUUUAAAUGUGCUAGCUAAACGUUCAGUUUGCAGCUAAACGUUCAGUUUGCAGCUAAACGUUCAGUUUGCAGCUAAACGUUCAGUUUGCAGCUAAACGUUCAGUUUGCAGCUAAACGUUCAGUUUGCAGCUAAACGUUCAGUUUGCAGCUAAACGUUCAGUUUGCAGCUAAACGUUCAGUUUGCAGCUACACGUUCAGUUUGCAGCUACACGUUCAGCCUUGAAUGAUGAAACCUGAACGCUGAGAUUCUGCAGAGCGAGAAAUAAUUCCAGCUGUUUGCUGGUUGCUGGGAGCUAACCAGCAGGUGAACUGGUUCCAGGUGGAGACUCUGGUUUGAAAAGCAGAAGCUGAAACAUUCCCAGCAGGAUGCGGACCGAUCCUCGGUCAGUGAUGAUAAAAACAGACAGAUGACAUUCCUUCCCUCUGACUCAGAGCCACCAGGAAACAAUCUGCACUUUAAAAAGUUUUAUCAGCUGAUUUAUUUGGUGUCGUAUCCCAGAGGAUUGAAAGUUGGUCUCACGUUGUUUAUUGCUCUGAAGAUGCUUUUAGUGUUUGAGCUCAGCAGCAUCAGAACAAUUUAAUGUCUUUCAGCUGCAGCUUCAUAACAGACACAUUUACCAGAUCAGCAAUCAGAGCAAUCAAUUCACCAGAAACAGAAACGCCAGGAAAAACCCAGAGAGACGCUUCCGCUCUGAGCUGCUGCAUCUGCAGAACCAGCAGCAGAACCAUUUUUAUAAGGUUGAAUGUAAAAUAAACAACAUUCCAGAGUUCAGCUCUGCAGACAGACCAUAAUAGAGGCGUUUCCUUGGAGACAGAAACUAAAAAGAUGAACAAGAGAAAAAAAACCCUGAGAACAAUUUGAGGAUGGAAUGAAUCUACUGGGAUCUUUGACCUUUGACCUCUAGAUAAGAGAUGAUGGUUGGAUGAGUCUGCUAGCUGUUCUGUUAACGGGAUGAAGCUACGCUCUGCUAGCCGCUGAGGCUCUUUGCUUUCGAAGAUAACAUGGAGGCAACAUGUUGCCAUCAUGUUGGCUCUGUGUUGGCUCCAAGUUGCCAUCAUGUUGCCUCCAUGUUGCCAUCAUGUUCCCUCCAAGUUGCCAUCAUGUUGCCUCCAUGUUGCCAUCAUGGUGCCUCCAAGUUGUCAUCAUAUUUUCUCCAAAUUGCCAUCAUGUUGCCUCUAUGUUGCCAUCAUGUUGCCUCCAAGUUGCCACCAUGUUGCCUCCAAGUUGCCAUCAUAUUUUCUCCAAAUUGCCAUCAUGUUUUCUCCUUGUUUUCUCCAAGUUGCCACCAUGUUCCCUCCAUUUUCCCUCCAUGUUGCCAUCAUGUUUUCUCCAUGUUGCCAUCAUGUUUUCUCCUUGUUUUCUCCAUGUUGCCAUCAUGUUGCCAUCAUGUUCCCUCCAUGUUGCCAUCAUGUUCCCUCCAUGUUGCCAUCAUGUUUUCUCCAUGUUGCCUCCAUGUUUUCUCCUUGUUUUCUCCAUGUUGCCAUCAUGUUGCCACCAUGUUGCCACCAUGUUUUCUCCAAGUUGCCACCAUGUUGCCUCCAUGUUGCCUCCAUGUUACCACCAUGUUUUCUCCAAGUUGCCUCCAUGUUACCACCAUGUUUUCUCCAAGUUGCCAUCAUGUUGCCUCCAAGUUGUCAUCACGUUUCUCCAAAUGGCCAUCAUGUUGCCUCCAAGUUACCAUCAUGUUGCCUCCAUGUUGCCUCCAUGUUUUCUCCUUGUUUUCUCCAUGUUGCCAUCAUGUUGCCUCCAAGUUACCAUAUUUUCUCCAAAUUGCCAUCAUGUUGCCUCCAUGUUGCCAUCAUGUUGCCUCCAAGUUGCCAUCAUGUUGCCUCCAAGUUACCAUCAUGUUCCCUCCAUGUUGCCAUCAUGUUUUCUCCAUGUUGCCUCCAUGUUUUCUCCAUGUUGCCAUCAUGUUGACACCAUGUUUUCUCCAAGUUGCCACCAUGUUGCCACCAUGUUGCCUCCAUGUUACCACCAUGUUUUCUCCAAGUUGCCUCCAUGUUGCCACCAUGUUGCCUCCAUGUUACCACCAUGUUUUCUCCAAGUUGCCACCAUGUUGCCUCCAUGUUACCACCAUGUUUUCUCCAAGUUGCCACCAUGUUGCCUCCAUGUUACCACCAUGUUUUCUCCAAGUUGCCUCCAUGUUGCCACCAUGUUGCCUCCAUGUUACCACCAUGUUUUCUCCAUGUUGCCAUCAUGUUGCCACCAUGUUUUCUCCAAGUUGCCACCAUGUUGCCACCAUGUUGCCUCCAUGUUACCACCAUGUUUUCUCCAAGUUGCCAUCAUGUUGCCUCCAAGUUACCAUCAUGUUGCCUCUAUGUUGCCAUCAUGUUCCCUCCAAGUUGCCAUCAUAUUUUCUCCAAGUUGCCACCAUGUUGCCUCCAUGUUGCCAUCAUAUUUUCUCCAAAUUGCCAUCAUGUUGCCUCCAAGUUACCAUCAUGUUCCCUCCAUGUUGCCAUCAUGUUCCCUCCAUGUUGCCAUCAUGUUUUCUCCAUGUUGCCUCCAUGUUUUCUCCAUGUUGCCACCAUGUUUUCUCCAAGUUGCCACCAAGUUGCCUCCAUGUUACCACCAUGUUUUCUCCAAGUUGCCACCAUGUUGCCUCCAAGUUACCAUCAUAUUUUCUCCAAAUUGCCAUCAUGUUGCCUCCAAGUUGCCAUCAUGUUGUCUCCAAGUUGCCAUCAUGUUUUCUCCAAGUUGCCAUCAUGUUGCCUCCAUGUUGCCAUCAUGUUUUCUCCAUGUUGUCUCCAAGUUGCCAUCAUGUUGGCUGUGUUGCUUCCAAGUUGCCUCCAUGUUGCCACCAUGUUUUCUCCAUGUUGCCUCUAUGUUGCCAUCAUGUUCCCUCCAAGUUGCCAUCAUGUUGCCUCCAAGUUACCAUCAUGUUCCCUCCAUGUUGCAUCCAUGUUGCCACCAUGUUUUCUCCAAGUUGCCAUCAUGUUCCCUCCAUGUUGCCUCCAUGUUUUCUCCAUGUUGCCAUCAUGUUGCCUCCAUGUUGCCACCAUGUUUUCUCCAAGUUGCCAUCAUGUUGCCACCAUGUUUUCUCCAAGUUGCCAUCAUGUUGCCAUCAUGUUGCCUCCAAGUUGUCAUCAUGUUUCUGCAAAUUGCCAUCAUGUUGCCUCUAUGUUGCCAUCAUGUUGCCUCCAAGUUGCCACCAUGUUGCCUCCAAGUUACCAUCAUAUUUUCUCCAAAUUGCCAUCAUGUUGCCUCCAAGUUGCCAUCAUGUUGCCUCCAAGUUGCCAUCAUGUUGUCUCCAAGUUGCCACCAUGUUGCCUCCAUGUUACCACCAUGUUUUCUCCAAGUUGCCUCCAUGUUACCACCAUGUUUUCUCCAAGUUGCCAUCAUGUUGCCUCCAAGUUACCAUCAUGUUGCCUCCAAGUUGUCAUCAUGUUUCUGCAUAUUGCCAUCAUGUUGCCUCUAUGUUGCCAUCAUGUUGCCUCCAAGUUGCCACCAUGUUGCCUCCAAGUUACCAUCAUAUUUUCUCCAAAUUGCCAUCAUGUUGCCUCCAAGUUGCCAUCAUGUUUUCUCCAAAUUGCCAUCAUGUUGCCUCCAUGUUGCCAUCAUGUUUUCUCCAUGUUGUCUCCAAGUUGCCAUCAUGUUGGCUGUGUUGCUUCCAAGUUGCCUCCAUGUUGCCACCAUGUUUUCUCCAUGUUGCCUCUAUGUUGCCAUCAUGUUCCCUCCAAGUUGCCAUCAUGUUGCCUCCAAGUUGGCAUCAUGUUGCCUCCAAGUUACCAUCAUGUUUUCUCCAAGUUGCCAUCAUGUUCCCUCCAUGUUGCCUCCAUGUUGCCUCCAUGUUUUCUCCAUGUUGCCUCUAUGUUGCCAUCAUGUUGGCUGUGUUGCUUCCAAGUUGCCUCCAUGUUGCCACCAUGUUUUCUCCAUGUUGCCUCUAUGUUGCCAUCAUGUUCCCUCCAAGUUGCCAUCAUGUUGCCUCCAAGUUACCAUCAUGUUGCCUCCAAGUUGACAUCAUGUUGCCUCCAAGUUACCAUCAUGUUCCCUCCAUGUUGCCACCAUGUUUUCUCCAUGUUGCCAUCAUGUUGCCUCCAUGUUGCCACCAUGUUUUCUCCAAGUUGCCUCCAAGUUACCAUCAUGUUCCCUCCAUGUUACCACCAUGUUUUCUCCAAGUUGCCAUCAUGUUGCCUCCAAGUUGUCAUCAUGUUUCUCCAUGUUGCCUCCAUGUUGCCUCCAAGUUGUCAUCAUGUUCUCCAAGUUGCCAUCAUGUUGCCAUCAUGUUGCCUCCAAGUUGCCAUCAUGUUGUCUCCAAGUUGCCAUCAUGUUGUCUCCAAGUUGCCAUCAUGUUGUCUCCAAGUUGCCAUCAUGUUGUCUCCAAGUUACCACCAUGUUGCCUCCAUGUUGGAGGGGACGGUGGUUUGCUUUGGCCUCCAUGACGAUGACAUCACAGCGAGCCGCUCUCUGAACUCUGGAAACUUGGACCAAAAUGUUGAACAUUUUGCCAACAGCUUCCUGUUCUGCUGGCGGCUGCAGCUGAAAUACUUUCAGUCUCAUGAGAGACUGGAGAUCAGGAUCCAAAGGUAAAUACGACGGAGUUUAAUAAGCUGUGAACCUGGACGGAUAAAAGCUCUUCGGCUGGCCCAGAAAGGCGGUGGAAGGAAAAACUGCCUGGUUGUGGAUCAACUGGACAACGGUUUGUUUCCUGCUGUGAGGAACGUUUGGCUCAUCAUGACCAACACAAAGCGGCUGGUAAAUGUGAAACAUCUGCAGCUUCUUUAUUUAUUUAUCACGCUGGGAUUUUCCUGUUCUCUUCAUUCUGUCUUUAAUCUCAAAACAGCUUUUCAUUCUCAAGCCAAAAAGUCAUGAGAAUAAAAUCAUGUUACCACAAAAAGUCAGCAUAAGAUUUGAUUCCCUCAUUCUACCGUUUUAUUCUCAUAUUCUGGUUUUAUUCUGCAGUAGAAAAGUCCUGAAAAUAAAGUUGAUGUGUUUAGCAGAGUGAACAUAACCUGAAGAAUCUAGAGUUCAUCUCUGAUGCUAAUGCUAGCUUAGCUUAGCCAGCAUUUUGGAGGGAAACCACUGUUAGCUUGUAGCAUGUGGAUUCGUCUUGGUUUUAAAUGUUGAGCUAAUUUAAAUCUUUUAUCUGAGCUGCUGAGUUAAAGUAAAACAAAGUGAAUUUUAAGAAGAGGGACAGUAAACCUCAGCUAAUGCUAAUGCUAACCUAACGUCCUGUAACUCUUGGUCCUUAUAGCGUUAGCCAUUUUGAGAAUCUGAUUUUAUAAAGUUAAAAUUUUAUCCACAAAUAACUGUAGAACAAAUGAACUCAUCUUACAGAUCCAGAUUUUGUUUCCUCAUGAUGAUUAAUUUGAAUCAUUUGAAGUUAUUUUUAGGUAAAAGCUGAAUUGUUUCCCAUUUAAAUGAAUAAACAUGCAGACUGAAGGUUUGCCGUCUCCAUGGCGACCAGAUCUCACACAGAGACAAAUAACUUCAUGUUCAGUUUCACCACCAGCUACUUUCAGUUUUAAUAUUCAGCACAAUUACAGAAUUAGCUGCUUUAGAUGUGGGAGGCUCUGAAUUUGGUCUGUGUGACUUUAACUAGGCCGUGGCAGCGAAGCCAAACCAAAAGGCAGAAAAUCAGAGAAGAAAUUCUCUAAUUAUGCUGGAAACUGAAAACUUUCCCCUCAUGUUGGAUUUAGGUCGGGUUGUUUCACUCGUUUGUUCGGCCUGAAGUUCAGCUGCUCGCCGUCCAGAACAUCAGACCCGCAGGUCGCGACCUCAGAUUCCUCCAGACCGCUGCGGAAAACGGCUCCGCUCUGGAUCCGGACCUCAUGAGACCCACUUUAAUUCAGAAGUAAUAAUUCAGUAAUAAUCACAGCUUCUUCCAAACGUUGUCAGGAA
Messenger RNA from Xiphophorus maculatus (southern platyfish), 6984 nucleotides. RefSeq lists its product as uncharacterized. The transcript is spliced from 2 exons. NCBI's taxonomy places the organism in Eukaryota, Metazoa, Chordata, Actinopteri, Cyprinodontiformes, Poeciliidae. The record is from RefSeq and is a predicted model, not a curated record. The coding region runs from base 3112 to 5673 and encodes 853 amino acids.